This is a messenger RNA of Mizuhopecten yessoensis (Yesso scallop), 4404 nucleotides long. RefSeq lists its product as uncharacterized. Gene Ontology annotation, biological process: proteolysis. The transcript has 28 exons. The coding region runs from base 102 to 3599 and encodes 1165 amino acids. Gene Ontology annotation, cellular component: membrane. NCBI's taxonomy places the organism in Eukaryota, Metazoa, Mollusca, Bivalvia, Pectinida, Pectinidae. The record is from RefSeq and is a predicted model, not a curated record. Gene Ontology annotation, molecular function: zinc ion binding; metalloendopeptidase activity.
AUCACGUAUAAAAAUGUGUACCUGUACAUAUAGGUAGAUCAAUCAGGUAUAAAACGCGUACCUGUAGGUACACCCGUCUACACCUGAUCAUAACCGCCGAUAUGGCCCACGUACUACCGGGACUUCUCCUCAUCCUUGUCGUGUCGCUGACACUGGAGGCCUAUCCGAGUGGUGGGCCGAACACAGGGAGGGCUCAAGAUCUUAAGAUUAGGCAGCUGAUAACAGCACUGAGGAAACUCAAAACAAGUGGCCAUGAUCUCAGGUCGACAUUAUAUGAAAAACAAAGGAAAGAGAGGAGAGAGGAAGCAGACAAGACAGAAGAUAUUAAGGAAAAUGAUGUGCUAGAAGAAACAGUAAAAGAACUGGGUAAAGACGAUUUGUCAACCAAACACAACGAGGAAGAUUCGUUACCGGGAGAUGAACGGAGCAUCAAUAGUCGAACUGACGAUACUGGUAAAGAUGAGGAAGAAGAGGAAGAAGAGGAUGUCAGAUCAGACAGAAAAGACGUGUCACUGGUCGAAAGGUUAGCCCAAAAGAGGACUAACACGGUGGCUGAUAACAAUGGGGUGGACGAUGGCAAACAGAAUGGUAACACGCGAGAUCACGGUCAUGGUGUUGACAUAGACAGAACGUAUGUAAACCCAAACAGUGAUCAAGCAAAACUUUUCGGACAGUUUGAAGUGGAUAUUCAUGGCAAAAAGAUGACAUCGAAAGACCUACAUAAAGAGAAGCUGGAAAAGCUUAUAGGUGAAAGUCAUGAUCAACAUCCGACACCGAAACCGAACACGGAAACAGAAGAGUUGUCACAGCAGGAUGCAGAAAAGAGACUUACAAGAAGAAAUUUUCCGAAGAAUGACUUGCUUUGGUCGAACGGUAUAGUGCCCUAUGAAAUCGAAACUGGUGGAUUCAGCCAAGAACAAAUCGCUAUCAUAGAAGCUGCUAUAGACGAAAUGAGACAGAGGACUUGUGUAGACUUCCAGCCGAGAUCCACUGUGGACUACUCUACCUUGGGACACACUGCAUUUGUUAAAUUUAUCUCAUCUACCACAGGAUGUUGGUCGUACGUAGGAAGAGUCACGAACGAUCGACAACAGGAGAUUGGACUUGGGCCCGGCUGCGUCUACAAUCCGACAGUUCUUCAUGAAAUGUGUCACGCCAUAGGCAUGGAACACGAGCAAAGCCGGACGGACCGUGAUAAUUACGUUACCAUGCAAUGGGAUAAUAUCAAAGAUGGCGAAAAUAACCAGAAUAUGAUUAAACUAAAGACAAAAGACACUAAUCCUUACGAUUAUGAAUCCAUUCUUCAAUAUGGUAUUAAGGACUAUGCAACUGGCAAACACAUAAUGAGAUUCCAUGACCAGGAACUGGAGUUUCUGGCUGACGAUGCUACUACAUUGACAUUCUACGACAUUAAGGAUAUCACAUCUUCUUACCGUUGCUCCGAAAAGUGCGGAACUGGUUCGCCGAUUUGUCAAAAUGGCGGGUUCGUUGAUCAGACGUGUGGCUGUUUAUGUCCUGCAGGACUUGAUGGCACCGAUUGUUCACAGGUCGUGACGGAUCCAGUUUGUGGCGGUACGAUAGACGUAACGACAGGGCCUAAAACUAUUGAAUCUCCAAACUAUCCCCAGAACUACGAUGCAGGAACUGACUGUGCUUGGCUUGCAAAGGGUCCCACCGGCAAACUCAUACAGCUGACAAUCAAUUCCCUAAACCUGCCGUACAACACAAACGACAAUAGAUGCUACCACUGGCUGGAGAUUCGUUAUAAUCUGAUGGGACAGAGUGGACUCAAGAAAUGUGGCGAUUUUACAAAUGAGGUUUAUAGAACAACCUGGGAUGGAACCCCCAACAUCAUGUACUUGAUGUUUGACAGUGCGUACGCAGACGAUAAAUCUCCUGGCACGGGUUUCAGUCUGACUGUUGAAGCUGUCGUACCAGGUUGUGCAAGUAGCCCGUGUGUACAUGGAUCGUGUCAGGAUGACACUACAACUGAAUUUAAAUGUUUGUGCGAGGACGACUAUGAGGGAGUCCACUGCGACCAGGUGAAAGCCUCCGCUUCAUUUUUCUGUGACUUUGAGAGUGCUGAUACCUGUUUCUUCAUAAACGAUGACAAAAGUGGAAUAGACAUUUUUGACUGGACAUGGCAUACGGGAAGUACGAUAUCCGCCGGUACUGGACCAUCUAAGGCGUAUAAUGGUGAUUACUACAUGUAUGCCGAGGUGUCCUAUCGGGGAAAAGGAGAAAAUGCCGCACUGCUGACUACUGAAGCUCUUCCCGCUGGUCUGUGGUGUCUGUCGUUUUGGUAUCACAUGUAUGGAGCCGCUAUGGGAAAGUUUGAGGUAUUGGGAGCAACCGACGGCGCUGUAUGGUGGAGCAGGUCCGUGGAUCUAGGAGACCAAUGGAACUACGCAUCCAUAGAAAUGCAACUAAGUACAAAACAGAAGGUUGCACUUUUGGCAACAGUCGGAAAUUACUUCCUGGGAGAUAUUGCUAUCGACAAUCUUCAGCUACAACAAUGUGUAUCACCUGUACAUGACCGCUGUGAUUUUGAAGUCGGAAAUGAGUGCUUUUUAAGCCAAAGUCAGACGGAUGACUUUGAUUGGGUUGUUAAUCAAUCAGGUGAUACUCCGUCACCAAAGACUGGGCCGACUUCUGCGCAGGAAGGUAGCCAUUAUGCCUUCAUAGAGGCUUCAGGUCCAUUCAUAUCUGAUAUGGCAGUCCUACGCUCAGCAUCAACAUAUCCAGCCGGAGAGUACUGUCUGACUUUUUACUAUAAUAUGUACGGUAAAAAGAUUGGAGCGUUAGAUGUGUCAACACUACCGGAGUCCUCUGAUAUAGAAAGUGUUUUCCUCAAGACGGGAGAUCAGGGACAGCAGUGGAAUCAGGGAGUUGUGUCUUUGGACGAAAGUGAACAAUUUAACUUACUAUUUACUGCCAUAAGAGGAGCGUCCUACACCUCUGAUAUAGCCCUCGACAACAUCACCUUUACCUCGGAUAGAUGUGGAUGUCUAUCGAACCCCUGCCUGAAUGGAGGUACGUGUCUUUCAAACUCAAACAUGCAGACCGGAUAUGAAUGCACCUGCCCAUCUGGACUAAGUGGUGGGAUAUGUGAAGACGUGUCAGUGGAUACGACAUUGACGUGCACUUUUGAAGAUAAUGCCGUGUGCUUCCUACAACAGUCCCGGGACGACAGCUUCGACUGGACCACUAGAGAGAGACCGUCGGCGACGCCGGACACAGGUCCAUCAGCGGCGGCAGAGGGAACCCAAUACGCCUAUAUCGAAACGUCAGGACUGAUCACGAAGGACGACGUAGCAAAGUUUACAACUUCUCCUAUGUCUUUUGAGGCCGGUGACCGUUGUUUGACCUUUAAGUACCACAUGUUUGGGUACAGCAUCGGUAAUCUGAGCGUGAGCUAUGGGGACACAGAAUUAUUCCACCAACAGGGAGAUCUGGGCGAUACCUGGAACUUGGCUAACGUCGACGUUGUGAUGUCUGGAUUUACUGAGCAGCUGGUCAUGGCCGCUUCCGUCGGACUAAACAGAGAAUAUGGUGACAUUGCCAUCGAUGACGUCAAACUAACUCCUGGCUCGUGCUGACCGACUAUGCUGACCACACGAACAUUUCCGAACCUCCGCUAGAAACAUGGAUGGUGGAUUUGGGGACCUUCAGAUUUCACAUUUUCAAUUCUGAUUGUCUUUUACGAAGAGUUCUGGAAAAACGUGUUGAGAAUGUCACAAACGUUUAUUAACCACAGGACUGACUUGUCCUACAUUAUGAUUAUAUAUAAUCAAUGCAAUCAUUUGACAUACUAUAUAACUAAUCAAGAUGCCUACUUCUAAUCCAUUACCUUUGUAACAUCAUUUACCUCGUCGUAUAAAGGUAUCUGAUUCCCUAUUUCAAAUCACAUUUAUGUAACAUAAAAACACGAUAUUGGCCUUACUGGCUCGUGUUUCAUGCGCGGUAUAUGCUCCUCUUACGAUCCUGCUUUAAUUCACGCUAUCGAGUGUUUGUAUUUUAAUCUAUACGUUUGAUACUAUUCUUCAAGUCGUUGCAUUCUAUUAUACAAUAUAUGCUUUGUUUCGUUGAAACGAAGAUUCAUUUCUCUAUAUCAAAUGAGCGUCCUUAGGUUUUUAUGUAAAUGUUUUGCUCUUAAAUGAACAUUCAGUAAUUACGUUUGUUUUAGUUCUUUUAUAAAGACAAAAAAGUCUAGAUAUUGUGUUACCAUUUGUUAACAAAUUUGCCUGAAUGCUUGAAAAUAAAAAUAAAAAAUAUCUAUAUUUGCUUAAUUAUUUAAGUUCCAAAUAAUUUAUCAAACAAAGCUAUGCUAUAUGUUAAUUCCACAUAAUGUCCUAAGACAAAAAAUAUUUCCCGUGAAGAUUAAAAUUGAAAUCUUGUUGCAGA